UAUGUUUACGGCUUUAUGAGGGUCUAAACGGGAAUUUCUUAAAUAUUUUGCAGGUUGCUAGGGUUUAAGGGAUUGUAUGAUUGUAUCCACAUCUGUAGUAUCUAGGCGAGGAUACCAAAAACCCUAGUCGUCUGGAUCCCUUCUCCGGCACCCAUUCUACUCCAUCUGCCGUUAUCCCUCUUGCUUCAUAUUGACAUUACUGAUUUAAGAUAAUGGUGGCUCCGCUCUACAACACUGUCGACUCACCCAUGAGAGACAAUGAAGAACAGUUGCCCGGUAUAAAAGACAUGGAUGUGGAUGAUAAAAAACAGAUUUGGGAAGAUUGGAAUGCUGAUGAAGAAUACGAUGAAGAUGAUGACGUUGAACUGCUCUGUUUAUUUUGUGAUUAUAAAUACAUUUCAAGUGAUUCACUCUUUGAACAUUGCUUUUCAAGCCACAGUUUUGAUUUUGGAAGCAUCAGAACUACAAUGAACCUGGAUUUCUAUGGUUGUUUCAAGCUCCUCAACUAUAUAAGAUCACAGGUGGGACAAAAUCGAUGUUGGAGUUGUGGAACUACAUGUCAGUCUAGAUCAGAACUACAAGAUCAUUUACAUGAACCUUCUUUAGGAAGCAGUAAUCUUCCAUGGGACAAUGACAUGUACCUGAAACCAUAUAUGGAAGAAGAUCAUUUGUUAUAUGAUUUUGAUAAAGAUGAAGAAGUUGAUGAUGAUUCUAUGAUAUCAUCUAAAGAGGACAUGCUGGAAAAUUUAAAGAUAAGCAUUGAAGAAAAUGGGGCGAGUUCAUCAGAAGUAAAAUCUAAUGAUAAAAAGUCAAACAAUGCCAUUGACCAUGAAAUAGUAAUCGUGAAUAAAAACUAUUUUGGCUCAUAUGGUUCAUUUGGUAUCCAUAGAGAGAUGAUAAGUGAUAAGGUAAGGACGGAUGCUUACAGACAAGCUAUUGUAGACAACCCUUCUCUUAUAAAGGGUGCGGUUAUCUUGGAUGUUGGUUGUGGUACAGGGAUAUUAAGUCUGUUUGCAGCCCAAGCAGGGGCCUCAAUAGUAAAUGCAGUUGAAGCAAGUGAUAAGAUGGCUUCCGUAGCCUCUCAGAUUGCAAAAGACAAUGGUCUUUUGUGGAAUGAGUCUCCAAACAGAAAUGGAGUAGUUAAAGUUGUGAAUGGAAUGGUUGAAGAUCUUAUUGAAUCAAAACAAAUUGAGCCCAAAAGUGUUGAUGUUUUAGUGAGUGAGUGGAUGGGUUAUUGCUUACUCUAUGAGUCAAUGUUGAACUCAGUUCUUAUUGCAAGAGAUCAUUGGCUUAAGCCUGGAGGUGCUAUGCUCCCUGAUACUGCUACCAUGUUUGUUGCUGGAUUUGGAAAAGGGGCUACAAGUAUGCCAUUUUGGGAACAUGUUUAUGGAUUUGACAUGUCAUCAAUUGGUAAAGAACUGGUGGAAGAUGCUGCUCAUAUUCCCAUUGUUGAUGUUGUGGAUGGAAAUAAUUUGGUCACAAAUACUGCUCUUCUUAAGACGUUUGAUUUAGUGACAAUGAAACACGAUGAAGUCGAUUUCACAGCCUCGGUCCAAUUACAACAAAAGGGACAAUCCACCGUAAGCAAAUGUUAUGGAAUUGUACUUUGGUUCGAUACUUCUUUCACAAACCGAUUUUGCAAAGAAGCCCCUACAGUUUUGUCAACGUCACCAUACACCCCCUCAACUCAUUGGUCUCAAACUUUGCUCACUUUUUGCAAACCAAUUUCACUAUCAUCACUGGUGGAUAUGGCCCACCAUAGUUGUUUGCCAGCUGGCACAGAUGCCAACCCAGCAGUUGAUAUAAAUUCACGCAUCAGUAUUGUACGUGGUCUUGAACAUCGCAGCAUUGAUAUUUCAAUGGAGGUGACUGCUGUUGGGUUUGAUGGGCGAAAACGGAAAUUGCCUGUGCAAAUGUUUAAUAUGCGUUAGAUUUUGAUAUGGUUAAUGUUUCUUUGUAUCGUGUAACCUUGUGACA
Lactuca virosa is the source of this 1977-nucleotide messenger RNA. NCBI's taxonomy places the organism in Eukaryota, Viridiplantae, Streptophyta, Magnoliopsida, Asterales, Asteraceae. The record is from the annotation of a GenBank genome assembly.